This is a messenger RNA of Filobasidium floriforme, 1588 nucleotides long. Its product is annotated as putative peroxisomal membrane protein pex13. Gene Ontology annotation, biological process: protein import into peroxisome matrix, docking. Gene Ontology annotation, cellular component: peroxisomal importomer complex; peroxisomal membrane; peroxisome. The record is from RefSeq and is a predicted model, not a curated record. Bases 72 to 1415 code for a protein of 447 amino acids. The transcript has 4 exons. Gene Ontology annotation, molecular function: protein binding. Lineage: Eukaryota; Fungi; Basidiomycota; Tremellomycetes; Filobasidiales; Filobasidiaceae.
GUUUGCUUGUUCAGCUCGCUCUCACUUACAUUCAGUCCAUCGGUCAUAGUGUUACUACCCUCCUUUCCGACAUGUCAUCACCAGCCCCAGCUCUACAAGCACCGCCACAAACCUGGGAGACUUCCGGCAACGGCAACAACGCAGAGGCCGGACCUUCUCACACGACCGCUCACGACCAGACCAACGGGAACACGACGACCAUGACGACAGACAGAGCACCUGAUCUACCAGAAAGACCCGGUGAUAUGGGUGCGAAUGUGAACGGAUACAAUCCGAACAAUUCGAUGGCGGCUCCUUCUUCCUACGCUUCCCGGAUGAACCCCAUGUCGAGCGGAUAUGGUGGAGGGUAUGGGGGAGCUAGUUAUGGAGGUUAUGGAGGAGGACUUUCUGGGGGGAUGUACGGUGGAGGAUACGGAGCGGGAGGGUAUGGAGGUGGAUACGGCGGUUCUCCUUAUUCACGUAUGGGAGGAGCCUAUGGCGGUGGAUACGGCAACGGAUACUCUCCUUACAAUAACGAUCCCUAUAACCAACCCCCUUCCCUGUCAAACCAGAUCCAGAAUUCGACCGCCCCUGCAUUCGCAGUCAUGGAGUCCCUAGUCGGAGCCUUCACCUCUCUCGCUCAACUCUUUGAGAGCACCUACAUAGCGACCCAUUCGUCCUUCUUCGCCAUGGUCGGAGUGGCCGACCAGCUAGGGGGGCUGAAGACUUACCUGGCACAGGUCUUGGGGGUGUUUUCGGUCCUGAGAUUGGGGAAGAGGAUCGUCGCGUGGAUCAAGGGCGAUCGGUCCGCUUUUUCCUCUUCAUCAUCUAACCCUGGGAACUGGGCAGAAGAAUGGAACUGGAAGAUCGGUCGAGCGGCAGGCGGACCGAAAGAUCAAGGUCUUUCCCCACCAAACGGACCGACGGGAUCUAAGCGCCCUUCGAGCAAACCCCUGAUCUUGUUCCUCUUGUCCUCGAUCGGAUUACCCUGGUUGAUGUCCAAGUUGAUCAGGUUGUUGACGAAGCUGCAGGAAGAGAAACAGAGGGCGGCUCUAGGGUUAGCCCCUGGUACCAUGCUGGACGCCACGGGAAGACCUGUCAAUACCAAUAGCAGUCCCAAUGCGGUGGGAGGAAAAGCACAAGGACAACCGGGGUCGAUCACUUUUGCCAGAGCUCUGUUCCCCUUUGAACCGACGGCGGGACACGAACUCGCGUUGAAGAGGGACGAGAUUGUCGCCGUCAUGCAGAGGUUCGAAGAGGGUGCUUCUUCAGGGGGGAAAGAACUGGGUUGGUGGAGAGGUAGAACGAGGGAUGGGAGGACGGGUUGGUUUCCGGGUAACUACGUGGAGAUUUUGAGACGGAAAGAGACCACGACCAAGACAGACCCGAAUGUGGAUCCAGGUCGGAUGUCGUCGGCACCAGCGAGCGUCGCAUAGAUUGUACAUACUCGCUAUCAAACGAGGCCAAACGGUCCAAUGAGGUCCAAGAGCUGCAGUUCUACACCACUGCAUAUCCAUACCCGUUUCACAUACUUGCACCGGCCCCAAAGCAAGAACCGCAGCCGGACAUGCGACCACGAGUUUGCCACAUAUCUAAUCAUACAUUCCUA